CAGUGGUUUGAGUAUUUCUGCACCGGGGAAACUUGAAGAGGUGGGGGAUCUGCUCUGCAAAUAAAGGCUUUGGGUUGACAUUCAAAAGAAUUCAUAUAACUGCAUUGCAGCAGAAGCUGGAUAGAAAAUCUGCCUCCUCAUCCUCGUGGCAGCAUGAUGAAGACUCUGCUCUUUGCUCUGGGGCUGCUGCUGAUCGCCGCCUGUUGCUCUGACGCCAUGCCCAGCGCUCUGGAGUUCAACACGGCUCCAAGAAGCUGCUGCUUCCAGUUCAGCAGCACAGAUUUGCCAUUAAAACGAGUGUCUAACAUAACAAAGACGCACCACUCCUGCCGCAAGAAAGGGUUCAUAGUCCAGACAAUAACUGGAAGAAAGAUCUGCUACGAGGAGAACUUCCAGUGGGCUCAGAACGUCUACAGCCAGCUCCACCCUGAAGGCAGCGGUGUUAAACAGUAGAGAUCGGACCAGAUUACAACAGAACACCAGCUUUUUGUAUGCCUGAAGUUUUAAUUCAUCAUUGUAUUUCAUAAACUGGCUGUAAAAAUAAAAGUGUGAUUGACCAAAGCCUGAGCUGGAAUUUAACAAAGCUUAUGUCAGAUAAACAUGUUUUACUUCUCUAUUUACAUGGAAGGUAUAAAUAUAAAUCAUACUUAUUAAAGUCAUUAAAACAUUUAGAUUAAAAGUA
This is a messenger RNA of Melanotaenia boesemani (Boeseman's rainbowfish), 682 nucleotides long. Its product is annotated as C-C motif chemokine 18-like. The record is from RefSeq and is a predicted model, not a curated record. NCBI's taxonomy places the organism in Eukaryota, Metazoa, Chordata, Actinopteri, Atheriniformes, Melanotaeniidae. The transcript is spliced from 3 exons. Gene Ontology annotation, cellular component: extracellular region. Gene Ontology annotation, molecular function: chemokine activity; CCR chemokine receptor binding. Gene Ontology annotation, biological process: inflammatory response; positive regulation of GTPase activity; cellular response to type II interferon. Bases 154 to 453 code for a protein of 99 amino acids.